Molecule: messenger RNA, 2848 nt
Organism: Arvicanthis niloticus (Nile rat)
Lineage: Eukaryota; Metazoa; Chordata; Mammalia; Rodentia; Muridae
Gene: Sack1e
Product: family with sequence similarity 83 member E
Biological process (GO): signal transduction
Molecular function (GO): protein kinase binding
Source: RefSeq, a predicted model, not a curated record
GGAAGCUUCUAAGCUGGCCCUUGGCCUCAGACCCGGUGGGGCCCGGGGUCUGUAGAUAGGGGAGGCCUGGCCUCAUUCCAGCUCCUCUGGGCUGUGUGGUGCCAGUUGGCUGCAACCUACUUCAGGCUUCACAGGUUCCUGUCCAGGAAGUAGAGUACAGCCAGAAGUCAGACUGAUAAGAAACGCAGGCUAAGCUCUCGAUCGGUCAGAGGAUAGUACUUGGGGCUGCUAACACCUCAGGCUGGUUUUGAGGGUCACAGCCAAGAUAACCUGAAGAUCCUCACUGAAGGAGACUGGCAAGUGCUUUGGGGGGAGUGGGGGGGUCGGGAUGGAUUCCUUCUGUCCCUUUGACAGGCAGACCGGGGAGAUCUAUUAGCCUGUGGGAGCUGGGGUGGUGGGCAAGAAAGUUUACUCAGAAACUGACUUCUGGCCAUCAAGUGCUGAAAUCUGCCAUGUGGCAAUGAAGAGGAGGAAAGAGUGGGUCAGAUACCAUAGAUAAGCCCAAGUGGCAGGUCAUCAAGCCAUUGGUUACAAGCAGUAGGGUGACCAAGGACAGGCAAGCAGCCAUUUACCUGAAAAUGGUUAGGCUGGUAGCCAGACCUGUCAGGGCAGGCAGGUCAUCCUGACAGGCCUGAAGCAGCCAAGAACCACCUAAAGCUCCAAGUCGGAGGUGGUCCUGUGGUUUGGCAGAGGCAAAAUGGGGGAGAUGGCUGCCUGGCAGGUAGUCAGUAGGCACGUGUGAUCAAAUUGAUGGCAUAAGGGUAUGUAUAGUCUGUAGGAACUGAGUUGGGGACAGCUUCAGAGAGCUGUGUGAUAUUCACAGACCUACCCUGGGGGCUUCGGGUGGCCGCACCAUCUCACAAGACCCCAGAUGGUCAAUCUCCAAAAGCUGUCCAGACCCUCCAGGACCUGGCCUCUUGAGGCCUUGUGUGGCUCCAAUGGCAGCCUCCCAGCUGGCCGCACUGGAAGAAGAGGAGUUGGGGGCUGGCGAGCCAGCCCUGACCAAGGCCAGCCCUACCUUCUUGUACUCUGAGGGCCAGCGGCUGGCUUUGGAAGCACUGCUGAGCAGUGGUGAGGAGGCUUUCUGGGCCUGUGUGCAGCAGGAGAGGCUGCCCCCCUUUCUGAGUACAGAUGAGGCUCAGGCUCUGGCUACCGCUGCUGAAGACUGGAUAGUACUAAGCCAGGAGCCUGGUGCAGCAGGCACAGCAACAGCGGUCACUGAUGGGGACACUGGCAGCCUGACCUACUGGCCUAGGCAAUCUGAUGAGCCGGCACCCCUGCUGCGGCUGGGCUGGCCUGAAGACACUGCCUGGAAGGGCAUCACCAGGGCGCAGCUCUAUACCCAGCCACCAGGCGAGGGCCAACCACCUAUUAAAGAGUUGGUGCGCCAGGAAAUCCAGGCUGCUGGCAAGCUGGUGGCUGUAGUCAUGGAUGUCUUCACUGAUCCUGACCUGCUCAGAGACAUGGUGGAAGCUGCUACACGCCGAUGGAUUCCUGUCUAUCUACUGCUUGACCACCAGCAUCUGCCUGCCUUCCUGGCACUAGCCCAGAAGUUAGGGGUGAACCUGUGGACCACUGAGAACCUGGAUAUCCGGACCGUGCAGGGCCACACCUUCCAGAGCCGCAGGCGACGGCAGGUGAGCGGCCACGUGCGGGAGAAGUUCCUGCUGCUGGACGGUGACAGGGUCAUCUCGGGAUCCUACAGCUUCACAUGGAGUGACUCACGCCUGCACCGGGGCCUGGUGACCUUGCUCACAGGAGAAAUUGCAGAUGCCUUCAGCCAGGAGUUCCGUGUCCUGUACGCGGCCUCCAGGCCGCUCCCACCAGCACCAACUCGAAGCCCUUUGUUCAGUCCUCCUGAGGGCCCACAGCUGCCCCGAAGCCCACACCGUGUGGCUCUGCGCUGUCCUGUGGCCCCUGUGGCCCCAUUGCUGUCUGAUGGGCCUUUGGCUCAGCGCCUGGCUGCCUGUCACAUCCUUGAGGGGGACAGACGGGGGACCCCCACCACUUCAGGGCCUGCUCUCAGUGACAUCUUGAGGAGUGUACAGCGCACCAGGACAGCCAGUGGUCCCCCAACCCGACCCAGCCGCUCCCUAUGGGACCUUAGCCGCCUGUCCCAGCUCUCUGACUCCAGUGAUGGUGAAAAUGAGCCCAAGAAGUCCUGGGGCUCCAAAGACACUCCAGCCAGGGCCCUGAUGAGGCAGCGGGGCACUGGAGGUGGGCCCAGAGCUGAGAUGGAUUCCCGAUCACAGCCCUGGGGUAGCCCCCUACCCGUGAUUCCAGCCCGUCGCCUGCGUUACCUAUCCCCAGCCCAAAGGAGACUGGGGGACAAUGCCACCACAUCAGACUGGGCCUCUGGCUCAGGCUCUGGAAGGAGACGCUGACAGGAGCACUGGCCAGUUGUGGCUGGCCAGCUAUGGGUCAGUUUAGAGCUGUGUCUGAGGCCUCUAGUCUAGGAUCUUGGCAGCAGAAGGGAUUGGUCUAGAAUUGGGUGAGCUCACGAGUUAAGGGCUCAAUGUUACUAUCUGGGGAAUGGGCAGAUUUCCAGACAGGUUCCAAAGCAGCAGACAGGACUGCUACAGAGACAGGCUCAGCUGCCUCACCAUGUACUGUAUAAAGAGAUAAUGGGGGCAAUCCCACAACAGAGAAGACAUGGACAAAGUAAGUCCAGGAGAGGAGAAUUAUGGAGAUGGAGGUUAAGUGGGGAUGGGCAAAGCUGACAAAACGGUCUGGAAAGUACUAGGGACACUGAGAUACUGGAAUAUGUCUGGAGUUUUCUGCGGGAGCUAAGGAGGGCUUCAGAGGGCUUCCCUGUAUGUCUGCUCAGAUUAAACUCCAACAGCACAGA